This is a messenger RNA of Zalophus californianus (California sea lion), 2135 nucleotides long. It is a transcript of the gene PROK2, whose product is annotated as prokineticin 2. NCBI's taxonomy places the organism in Eukaryota, Metazoa, Chordata, Mammalia, Carnivora, Otariidae. The record is from RefSeq and is a predicted model, not a curated record. Bases 197 to 586 code for a protein of 129 amino acids. The transcript is spliced from 4 exons.
UGCCCGCGCCGUGCCCCCCGCGCGUGCUGCCGGGCGGACGCCGGCGUGAGUCACAGCGGGGCUCGCCUUUAUAACGGCCCGGAGGCUCGCGCCAGCCGCCCGCCAGUCCGCCCUCCGGCCGCUCCGCGCUCCAGCGAGCGCGCCCCGGCCCCGCGCCCCCAACGGCCCCCAACCGCCGCGCAGUCCCGAGGGCGCCAUGAGGGGCCCGCGCUGCGCCCAGCUGCUGCUCCUGCUGCUGCUGCCGCCGCUGCUGCUCACGCCCCCCGCCGGGGACGCCGCAGUCAUCACCGGGGCCUGCGACAAGGAUCCCCAGUGUGGUGGAGGCAUGUGCUGUGCUGUUAGUAUCUGGGUCAAGAGCAUAAGGAUUUGCACACCUAUGGGCAAAGUGGGAGACAGCUGCCAUCCGCUGACUCGUAAAAACCAUUUUGGAAAUGGAAGGCAGGAAAGAAGAAAGAGGAAAAGAAGAAAGAGGAGGAAGGAGGUUCCAUUUUUUGGGCGGAGAAUGCAUCACACAUGUCCAUGUAUGCCGGGCUUAGCCUGUUUACGGACUUCAUUUAAUCGAUUUAUUUGUUUAGCCCGAAAGUAAUCACUUGAGAGUAGAAACUUUAAAUGUGAACAGCCACAUGAUGUCUGUAAAGUCUAUUUACUUGUGAUUGUGCCAAACAAAUAAUAUGCCAGAAAGAAAUGCUGUUGCUUUCUCAACUAUCCAAGUAACAUUUCUAUCUUUGAUGUUUAAAUGACUUUUUUUUUUUAAUUGAAAGAGGAUUUUAAUUUUGGAUACGAAUGUAAAGUGCAGGGCAUUAUGGAACCGGUUCUCAUUUCCCUGUUUGUGUUUUGGUUUGGCUUGGCUCUUUUAAUGCCAAUAACUCACCCAUUUUCACAAAAAUGAGGAGAAUAAGAAUUUGUUACUUUGUCACGGAAACUUUUUUUUCUCAAACCCCCUCUCCCCCCAGCCCUGCCCACCACACACAUACACACACACACACACACACACACACACACACACCCUAAGGUCUCUUUUCUCUCCUCAAAGAAUUUUAAGGCUCUCACUUUAUUUUUCACCAUUUCCCUCACCAGUUCUUUUGCAUUUUAAAGUGGGGGGCGGGGUUAUCGAUCUCCUCUAAUUUGCUAGCAGAAUUACUGUUGAGAAUCAAGCUUUUUGCCUGAUACUUAAACAGUGAAGGGUGUGUAGUUGAACUAGACACUCGACUUCUCCUAGAUGGAGUAGAGGUUGGGGUGCUUCUAAACUUUCAUGGAACCUGUGCCUUCAGGUUGGCUGUGUGACAGGUUUGAGUGAGUCCAGAGGGAAUGGAAAGUCAAUUUGGUCCUUAUUUCUAGAUUUGGGUUGGUUAAAAAAAAAAAAAAAAAAAAAACACUUCCCCAAUACAACAGUACAUUUGUUUCUCUUUCUUUUUAUGAAGUUUAUUUCUUUUUUAAGUCUCACAGUUAGAGAUGGUCCAGAAAAUGUCACUUGAAGAGGAAGUAUUGAUUUUAUUCUGGCAUAACCCUUGUUACCAUUUUAAAAUCGGUAUUAAGUUGUAAUUUAAGCUUCAUUUGUAACCAGAAGUUCUCUUAUAAUGGGUUAUCUGACAUCUGCCAUGUGUACCUAUAUCAAUAUUGCUGUGUAAAAAUUCUGUAUCAGAAUAAUGACAGUAUUGUAUAUCAUUUGAUUUAUUUUAAUAUUAUAUCCUUAUUUUUGUCACAGUUGUCGUCAGUUUUUAUUACAAGCAGAUUUCUAUUAGCUCAUAUUCUAAAAUGGGCAAAGACCCCAACGUUGGUCAGAUAGCACUCACAGGAUGUGCUUGUGUUCACUUUACAUACAGGAAAAUUCUGUUUGCAUGAAUUUUAAGGUCGUACAAAAAACAAUGUGUAAAUCAGUGAGGUUUUGGAACAUGAAGGAAGAUUGUGACGUGCAAAACUGGCUGUAAUCAGGAAUGGACUCCUGGGAUGUCACUGUAUUGAUUCAGCAAAUCAUGAUCCAGUGUUCAUCACGAGUGGUUAGGCAGGAGGCUAGGUGCUAGCCGAACGGUGAUGAGAAACCUUGAAAAACCCCUCCAAGUAUUGUAAAUGGAAUCAACGUCGCAAAUAAACAACUUAUGAAAUGUGUUUAACUGACUAAACUUGACCAUGCCAAC